UCGUAUUUUUUAUAGAUUUUAAUGUGGUGAACGUGUAAGUCCAUUGUCAACUGACCUAUAUAAGACAAAUUAUUUAUAAAAUAGUUUAGUUAUUGUGGUUUUAUAAGUCGAAGAAUAAUGUUCAGAAAUAUAGUAUUAAAUCAGAUAUCCAUUUUGAUGUUGCUGGCAAUCAUCGAAACUCAAAGCUUGGAAGAAUCAAUAAACGUAGAAGUACCAGUGUCCUACCUCAAUUCCCUAAAAUACACCUCCAUAAUUCCUUUUGGUGCUCAAGGUAGUUCUAACAAACUACGCUUGGAUCAGUACCAAUACAGUUAUGGUGUAGCCGAUCCUGAAACAGGUGAUAACAAAGAUCAUUACGAAAUUAGAGACGGUGAUGUGGUUAAAGGAUCUUAUACCAUAGCCGAACCGGAUGGUACAGUUAGAACAGUGAAGUACACCGCUGAUCAAAACGGUUUUAAUGCUGUGGUAGGGAAAUCUGGACAAUCUGUAUAA
Sitophilus oryzae (rice weevil) is the source of this 492-nucleotide messenger RNA. RefSeq names its product adult-specific cuticular protein ACP-20-like. The coding region runs from base 118 to 492 and encodes 124 amino acids. The transcript has 2 exons. Lineage: Eukaryota; Metazoa; Arthropoda; Insecta; Coleoptera; Curculionidae. Gene Ontology annotation, cellular component: extracellular matrix. The record is from RefSeq and is a predicted model, not a curated record.